AGGUUUUGUUAGUAGUAGUUUCGUGGUUUCGUGUGGAAAAUUUCCUUUGUUUUCAUGAGUCGAGCGCACAAAGUCUGGACGUUUAUUCAGAAAGCAACCAUCAAAGAAGAAAGUUUAUCACAAGUUUUUUCGUUUUAGAGUUCAACUGGAAGUUUUAUUGUGAAAUUCUCGUGAAAAAGUAUUUUUGUGUUGUUGAAAAAAUUAGAAACUAACAUAAUUUAGGUAACAUUUCUGGCUGAAAAUGAAUAAAUUUGGCUUAUUAGUUGCUGUGACUGCAAUUUGCAGUCUUUCAUCAGUUUUAGCCGAAACAUGUACAAGAGAUGCAAACAGUUUAUUCCGAGGAAUCGACUUUGUUGAUAUGCGUGAUGAAUGCGUCACAGAAACGGAAGAACAGAUUAAGAAAGAAAUUACAGCAUCGCUGAAAUAUCUAUCAAUGGCUGCCUACUUCGCUAAGGACAGUGUCAACCGUCCUGGAUUUGCAAAACUUUUCUUUGACUCAGCAAGUGAAGAACGUGAACAUGCUUACAAGUUGAUUGAAUACUUAAGCAUGAGAGGCCGAUAUCUCCGUCAAAAGGACAAGAACUCAUGGAAAUCAACCAUUCCCAAUUUCGAUAUCAGCUCACUAGUGAAAGAUUCCGAGAAUUUGAAUGUCAUGGGCGUUACACUCAGUGAUCUUACACCAGCUGCUGAUGCUAAGACUACCAGUGGCUUGAUUGCCUUGCAAAAUGCCCUUAAGCUUGAAACAGCUGUCACCAAGAGCAUUCGCAAUCUGGUCGUGAAAUGUGAAGGUGAACCUUUCAACCAUUAUCACUUUGUCGAUUAUUUGACUGCUGAGUUCCUCGAAGAACAAUACAAAGGUCAACGAGAUUUGGCUGGAAAGAUUUCAACCUUAGGAAAGAUGGUUCAAAAUCAAGGCGCUGAGCUUGCCGAUUUCUUGUUCGACAAGCAAUUGCUGUAAAGAAUCUUUAGCUCCAUCAACAAAUUACAAGUCAACAUAAUCCGAUAGUGAAAAUUAUUCUGAAAAUCACAUUGUGAUAGUACGAAAUGUUGCAUGAAAACAAACGUAUUUCCUAGGAAUUUUCUUUAUUUUUUGUUCCCCAAUUUUAGUCAUCUAAGAAUUUUCUUUUUCUUUUCGAGUUUCUCACAUUUGUCAUUAAUUAAAAGAGAAGAGAAAUUAAAUAAAAAGGUAGAGUUUCCAUUACUUUAAUCAUCAGUUCAUUUAUUCAAGAUUUUUAAUAAACUUUAAUAAAGAAAUAUUCGAUUUAAUGAAAUGUAAAUGAGAUUGUAGAAAUUUUCAUCAUCUUUGGCAAUUUUUUUGCGAGAUUAAACUUUGAGUUUGAUUUCUUCUUAUUUAUAAAUUUAAACAGACGCCCUUUUAAAGCUGAUAGAGUUUGUCACAAGAUCAGUUGGAAGAUAACCAUCGAUAAGUAACUGACCGUUUUCAGUGUGACCACUGCUUGUGCCCAUACAAUUGCAACUACACGCUGACACUUGUUCGUCUUGUUCAGUUGUUGUAUUUGCAAUUUUAGUAUUUGUUGGAACGAUAUUUCGUUCACCUUC
Messenger RNA from Clunio marinus, 1560 nucleotides. The record is from the annotation of a GenBank genome assembly. NCBI's taxonomy places the organism in Eukaryota, Metazoa, Arthropoda, Insecta, Diptera, Chironomidae.